AUGAAACAAAGACGUUGUGAGAUUGAACCACUACAAAGUUUAAUAUCCCAAUUUCAUGAUAUUGUCUCACAAGGUCCUCUUUAUAUUUGUACUUGUUGUGACCAAUUAUGGUACAAGCAUAGUGUCAUUCCAGUCACAACAUUUAAAGAAAAUAAUCCUGAUGUUCGAAAAAGAUUGUUAAAUAGAAAAAGUGUUAAUAAUUUGGAGUGGUUGUGUAAAACCUGCAAUAAGCAUUUAAAAAGCAAUAAGGUGCCUCCUUGUGCUGCCAUAAAUGGGCUGCAGUUUCCAGAAAAACCUUCGUUUUUCAAUCUAAAUGAAUUAGAGUGUAGAUUGCUUGCUCCAAGACUUGCAUUUCAAAAAUUAAUGCAGGCUCCUAGAGGUAGACAACUAAAAAUAAAUGGAAACAUUGUUAAUGUUCCAGCAGAUGUUGUUAAUACUGUUAACAUGUUGCCAAGGUUUCCAAAUGAGACCAGCACAAUUAAAGUUAACCUUAAGAGAAGAUUGCAAUACAAAAGUUCAGCUUUUAUAUCACUAAAUGUCAGACCAAAUAAAGUAGCAGAAGCUGCCGAAUGGCUUGUAAGUAAUGGUAACCUUUAUAAAGAUGAAGGUAUAACUUUCAAUGACACUUGGCUUCAAGAUAAUUCAAAUACUCAAAUGCUAUAUGAUGAUAGUGACAAUGAUCAAACCUCAGAGGGUUCACAAAAUGUUCUGGACUGUAAUGCAGAAAGCUUGAAUUGUGAUACAGAGAAUGUAAAACCCAGCAAUCAUCAGCUUGUGAUGAUGAUGAACACUGGAGUGAAGAUGAGGCAGAAAUACCUGCUGGAAUCACUGACACUAUGUUAA
Messenger RNA from Paramuricea clavata, 843 nucleotides. The record is from the annotation of a GenBank genome assembly. Lineage: Eukaryota; Metazoa; Cnidaria; Anthozoa; Malacalcyonacea; Plexauridae.